AUGGCGUCUGAUGUAUAUUCCUUUGGUAUCAUAGCAUAUGAAAUAGUAUCAGGUCUUCUAGCAUAUCAAGGCAUCAGUACACAUAUUAAUUUGCUACAUGAGAUUAAUAAUGGAAAACGACCAAUUAUUCCAACAUACGUACCAAAAUUAAUUGCUAAAUUGAUAAAUAAAUGCUUAAGUUCUCAGUCAGAAGAAAGGCCAACUUCUAAAAAUAUAUAUGAAACUAUUAAUAUUUGUAGUAAAUGCUUAAGUUCUCAGCUAGAAGAAAGAACAAUUUCUAAAGAAUUAUAUGAAAUUAUUAGCAUUUGGAGUAAUGAAAUUGUAAACACUGAACCAACUGAAUUCAUUGCACAAGUAAAGCAAGCUGAUGAAAUAAUUGUUAAUAAUCUGGAAUCCAAACUACCUAAAUCUGAAGAAAUUUAUGUCAGUGAAAAACUUACCAUACGCACUUCUCUAAAUCUUAUAAAUUCUAAUAAGUUAAGCUAUAUAGAUCCAAAAAAUAGCGGAAGUUUGCUAAUUAUUGAUCAAUUCCAGACUAAUUUAAUAGAAAUGACGAAGAAUACCAAUAAAAUGUCCGACUAUAAUAUUUGUCGUCAAACAACUGCGAAUAUUGGUUAUCAAAAUGGAAUGAGCAGCGGAAGCCUUAUUAUGGAUCAAUUGCAUGAUCAAUCACAGACUAAU
Racocetra persica is the source of this 681-nucleotide messenger RNA. Lineage: Eukaryota; Fungi; Glomeromycota; Glomeromycetes; Diversisporales; Gigasporaceae. The record is from the annotation of a GenBank genome assembly.